Molecule: messenger RNA, 2541 nt
Organism: Fusarium sp. VM40
Lineage: Eukaryota; Fungi; Ascomycota; Sordariomycetes; Hypocreales; Nectriaceae
Source: the annotation of a GenBank genome assembly
AUGACAAACCGCAAGGUCAAAGGCCCAUCGCACUUUUGCGAAUGGGUAGUUGGAACAACAAUUGAAUCUGCCCUCGGCCCUAUCCCCAAGAACAAGCCCCCUAAGAAACGAGAUGUUGUACGCGUCGAAGUCACCACCGACGAUGAGUCUGAGGAGGACACCGUCAAGAUCACCUACCCACGCACCGGACGCACCAACACACCACCUCCAACUAUCUCUGAAGCCAAGACCACGAUCAAGAAGGUUCGUUUUGAAGACGGCCCCAUAAAGUCUGCUCUGAAACAAACCGUCAUUACGACCCCUAUCGAUUCAUCUGAUGAAACAUCCGACUCCGGUUCAGAGCUGGAAACAGAAUCAAGUCAGUCGGAAACCACAUUAAGCUCUGAUGCUACAGAUUCUGACGCAGAGAGCUCAGAGGAUUCUUUUAAGUCUAAACCGAAGAAAAAGAAGAAGCGUAAGCAGAAACAGAUCGAGGCCGAUACUGAGAGCGACUGGGACUCGGAUCCGGACCCAACUUGUAAGUGCCGACGAUGUACCAAGGGUCGAGAGAUAUUGAAGAGGAUAGGCAAGAAAAAGAGCAAGGAAGAUACCACCUCCAGCCCCGAAACCUCUGAGUCCGAAGAAGAAAAUCCCCCCAAGCACAAACACCAGUCUGGUAAGAAUAAGAAGAAAGGUGCAAAGAAGGAAAAGGAGCCGGAGACGGAGUCGGAAACUUCUGAUUCUGUCCAAGAUACCUCCGAGUCAGAGCAAGAAACAGCACCGCCCAAAAAGAAGCAGCGAUCGAACAAGCAACAACAACCCAAGAAGCAAGGCAAGCAGAAGGGUAAAAAGAAACAGCAAAUUGCCCCUGAGUCAGAGACAUCAGAAUCGGAGCCCGAACCUCCUAAGAGCAAGAAGCAACAGAAAAGAGAGGCCAAAAAGGCAGCUAAGAAAGAAGAGGAGCCAGAACCCGAAGAGGAUGCAGGUGAAACUUCGGAAUCAGCUAAGGAAACAGAAGAUGAGGCCGAUCCAGAAGAGAGUCCCAAGCAGCAGAGCAAAGGCAAGCAAAAGAACAAUAACAACAACAAGCAGAAGCAGACUGGCAAACAAGCAGGCAAAGCAAACCAACAAUCAAACAAAAAGAAGCAAAAGGCUGGCAAGGAAUCGAAUAAAGAACCAGAGGCUGCUGAGGAGGUAGCAGCUGAAGAAGAGGUCCCUGCAACGUCCAAAGAACACGAUCAAGGCAAGUUGAAGAACGUGAAAGGAAAAGGAAAGGCACAAUCUAGAUACAGGGACGGAGUCAAGAAGGGCAAUUAUCCCGAAGGACUACCGGUUCCCCAUAUGCGUCGCCCACAACUUAUUGAGCCUAUUCGGGCUCAAGUAGUUCAGACGGAACGCGUGAUAGAAACACCUGAAGACCCAGCACCUAAUGCUUACUACGAUGCAGAACACAACGUCAUGAGAGUCUAUCACGGUCCUGUUUAUGGUAAUCACCAGAACAACGCACUCUACCCAGAUCGCAGCGCUUUCAAUCGCCCCUUGCCUAUGGGACAGCCUCACCCUUUGCAGAAUCCCUUUUAUCAUGGGUUCAAUAACCCACAGCAGUACCCCAACUACCCGCAGAUGUCACCAUACCACCAAAACUUUGCGGGUGUGCCACCACCAGAGGCCUAUUCCCAUGUCCCUAUCACUCAAGGAAUGACUCCCCCCUGGUAUGCCACUGGUGGUCCCCCAGGUUUCUAUCCAUCCAACAGCCAUCAUGAGAAACCACACUAUGGCAAAACUGGAAACUCCAGUCAGGACAAGGACAGAGGCAGCCACAACAACGUUGGACCCCCAGCAAGUCUUACUGGUCAAAACAAUCCUUAUCUCCCAAAGAAAAACAGAUCUCAGUUUAGCGCAUGGGGAGGCAGUCACCGGUCUGUGUCCAAGGAAAAGUCUCAACCUCCUGGUUCUGUCAAGGCUGCAUCGGCCGACUGGAACGACAACAGUAACAACAACAACGAUACGGGAAAUGGCUGGAACGAUGGUGCAGGCGACAACAAUACCCAGAAAGAUCAGAGUGGUUGGGAUACAGGGGGUCAAGACAACAACCAGAAUGGUAACGAUUGGGGUGUGAAUGACAACCAAGCAAGUGCUGAUUGGAACAACCCAGCUCCUGAGGCGAAACAGGAUGAUACCUGGGCACCUGCAGCACCACGAGAUAGUGCACAGCAAGACCAGAAUGCAGGCUGGGGCUCCGGCUCGAACAAGAGCAACGAGACUGUUCGCAAAGCAGGCGAUCAUUGGGGCGAAGACACAUACCCAGGCGCUAGUGGUAGUUGGGAUGAGCAGCCAAAGGAUGCCGUGAGCAGUUUGGGACAAGGUGCUGACAACAAUGUUGGUGUUUGGGACACUGGUAAAGCCAACAGAACCGAACAACCUGCCUCUUCGCAAGGAGAGAACGGCCCUGACAAUGUCAUGCCUGGUACAUGGGUUGAAACUCCAGCAGUGACUGCAGGCCCAAGCUGGGGAGAUUCCUCUGCAGCACAAGAAACGAACGGGCGGGCUGAUCAUUGGUAA